Molecule: messenger RNA, 1730 nt
Organism: Paramacrobiotus metropolitanus
Lineage: Eukaryota; Metazoa; Tardigrada; Eutardigrada; Parachela; Macrobiotidae
Exons: 5
Coding region: 142-1347 (401 amino acids)
Source: RefSeq, a predicted model, not a curated record
CUCAUGAUCAAAUUUUUUUACUGGGAGCGGUGUCUUAAAAUCCCUGGAUUGCGUACAAGUUACAACUUACAAUUAAAGCCAGUUGAUUUUUUAUCAUGAUCAGCUUUCUUUAUUGACCAGCAAGGAGCUCCUUGCAACAGUAUGGCGGAUAAUAGUGUCACGCAGAAAUGGAAAGAUCUGGAAGAAUUCCUACGGGAUCGCCUGACAGCCGCUCCAUCCCGAAAAAUCGAGUGGAUUGCCGAUAAAAACGGCUGGCAACGAAUGGAAGUUGAAGGUGAUGUGAAAUACACCCAGUCAUUUACCGUUCAGGAUGAGGAAACGCGCAAGUGGUUAGGCGGAAACGACCUCCGAUUGACAGUUCACUGGCGAGAGAGAGCCUGGAGCGAGCCAUGGUGGAUCAACGGGAUCAAAGUAUCCCUUCCUGCUGCGGAUCGCGACACACCCGGCUCUGCUCAGCCGGUCCUGGUGUUUGACACCAUUCAUCUGGGCUGCAGUGACGCCCAUCACGCCCGCUGCAGUGACAUGCGGACGUAUUUCACCGCCGCCACAUUUGAGACGGAGUACGUGUUUGAACGGAACUCUACCCGCCCUUUUGUGGGAUACUCGCUGUUUGAAAAGGCCUUCGGUAGCGAGCGCGUUUUCGGAUCCGCAAAAUGGCUGAACCGACCGGGCGGGAUGCCGGUUAUUAACCACCUGGUCCGGAUGGUGCAGCAGACCAUUGCUUCCUGGCAUAUGUCGCCGGAAAUGGUCGCUUGUUGCGAAGACUGGUUGAACUCACUGGAUCAGCCAGGUGGAGAAGAUACCGUUAGUGUGUAUCUAAAGUCGGCGAGCGGAAAACAGCGAACGCUCACUCUGCAGCGAGAGGAACUGCAGUCGCUGGAACUGGCGUGCGGGCUUGGUACAAAUCAUUCUUUUUUCGGAGAAACCAGCAAUGAAAUCACGAGUUUCCGCGACCAUGAUGAGACGCAUGUGCUGCAGCUGUUACUCCUGUGCAAGUUUAAGGAGAACUUCGAUGUCGGAUACAACAUUCGAAAGCUGACCUUUUCGUAUGCAUCGACAUCCGCCGACUUGGAGGCAGACGCAGAGUUCGACAUUCUGGAAGUGUACAAGAUCGCCCAUGAGCAGCAGAUCAGUGAGAUCCUGCUGCGUAAGAUCGAGAUUUAUUUGGUCCAGCAUGUGUUGGGGACGGCGAAAAGGAAUGACUGGGAUGAAUUUUGUUAUUGGCGCAAUAGCAUACGACUGUAUGAGCUGCCGGUGUUGAAGGCAGCUAUGCGGUUGAUCGCGCAGGAUUACACCUGGCGCGGUGUGAAUGGGGAAGUUGUCCACCGGACGUUGUUUGAAUACUGAGUGCACGAAAAUUGUGCGAUAGCCGGAACAGUGGGCUACGGAUUUUGGAUCCGAGGCAGGCAUGGAAUCAAGGAGGAAUGGAAUUGAGGAGUCGGAUAUGAAAUGCCUCAUUAAUUUUCAGGACAGCGAGUGAGAAUCGUACCGGUCAGCGUUACUGCUUUUGUUUAAUGUUAUACGAGCUCGCACAGCUUGUGGGCCUUCUUGAUUUCGGUAUCGUUCUCUGAUACUGAGAAUGUCAUAAUUCAAUUUGUAUUGAACACGAUUUGUUACAGAAGUUCAACUUGUUUUUGACCUGUUAGACUAUCACAGGCAAAGGAAGACGGAAAUGUUUUGUACUACAUUUCUGAUGAGCAUGUUACUAGUAUAUUCCUAAAUUCAUCACA